UGCAUAUCGAAUGUCGAAUGUUGUUUACGGGUGUUUACCUCAUUUAUUCAGUUUUUCGCUCUCAAACGCAGCAAGUGAAGGCGUGGCGUCAUCGGGACAUCUGGACAAAUGUAACAGGUCUUGCCAGUAAUAUAACUUUCUAGUCGUAAUCGAAACGCUCCCAAAGUCUUCCACGUUUCUGUAUCUCGCAAAACUGAGAUGACCAGCGCGAGUCGUUUCGAUGCUGUCUAUAGGUCGGCUCUCCUGUCGAAAUACUUCAUCAAGGGCUGGGGAAAGCCGGACAACAUCAAACGGAUUUUUGAUUUCAAGAAGCUGAUGAAGGCUAGGGACACUUGCAGUCAGCUGGUUCCCUCCGACUACCCCAUUGUGAUUGACAAGGUGGAAGAGCACACCAGCUACCGUAUCCUCGAAGGUCACCUGAUAAGUCCUUUAGUGCAGUACCUCCCCGAAGUCGUGCCAAAGGAGUCUCACAAGGCAUGGUUUCAAGUGUUGUUGCCCAGGCGGUGGGUCACAGAGCCCUUACGACCCGUCUGCAUUCACUUGGCGGGAACCGGGGAUCAUCAUUUCUGGAGAAGACGGACCCUAAUAUGUAGGCCAUUGUUGAAGGAGCACGGCAUUGCAUCGAUAAUCCUCGAGAACCCAUUUUAUGGUCUAAGAAAGCCCAAGGAACAGGUGCGCUCCAAUCUCCACUGCGUCUCGGACAUCUUUGUGAUGGGUGGAUGCUUGGUGCUGGAAUCGCUCGCCUUGUUGCACUGGUGCGAGCGGGAGGGUUUUGGACCCCUGGGCAUCACGGGCAUCUCCAUGGGUGGUCACAUGGCGUCGCUGGCCGGUGCGAACUGGCACAAGCCUCUAGGCAUCAUCCCGUGCCUCAGUUGGACGACGGCAUCUUGCGUUUUCACGCAGGGGGUGAUGAGUGGUGCCAUCCCGUGGGAGCUUCUGCAAAGCCAGUACUUCUCGGAUCACGUGUUUCGGGAAGAGAUUGAACAGAUGAUCCAUUCACCCGAAGAGAAUGCGGCGUUCAAGGCCGGUCAGCAGUUUGCCCGCAACUUCCCACACACCAUGGAGAGCUACCGGAAGAUCUCGAGGGAACUGCAGUCUUCAUCGCCUCCAUCCUCGUCGCCGUCAUCGUCUCCUUCCGCCGCGCCGGAGACUGCCCGUUCUCCCGUGGAGGCGCUCAAUUUCAUGCGGGGCAUCAUGGACGAGUGCACCCACCUGGAAAACUUUGCGCGGCCCGUGGACCCGGACCUGGCGGUCUGCGUGGCGGCCACCAAAGACGCCUACGUGCCGCGGGAAGGGAUCAAGUCCCUGCCCGAGAUCUGGCCCGGCUGUGAGGUGCGCUACGUCGACUGCGGCCAUGUUGCCGCCUUCCUCUUCAGCCAGCACGUGUUCAGGAAAGCGAUCGUGGACUCGCUCGCCAAGACCAGCGCCAAGUACUACGGAAGGUCGCUUUUCCCGAGCCAAGAAUCGGCCGUGGAGGGCGCCGUUUCUGUGGCGCCCGUUCAACUAAACAAAAGCGCCGAAAAUUCGCGAGCCUGACGACGUCGACUUUAUCCACAACCACGGGUAUGAAGGCUGGUUCGCACAUUUGCGUUUGACUGCCAUUGGCCGAGUUUCCUCGCACCUGCUUGCAAGUGAACACGCAGGAGCUGUCCAUGAGGGUAGCCCUGGAAAUGCGUAUCGCUAGACCGAAGGAAGGACGCCACCCAACAUUGACCACAUAUUGUUGGAUUUUAAACAGUUCAGAAAAGAAAGGGACAAAGCACCCGCAACUGUAAACUCCCGAGGCAAGCCGAAAUAUGUACAUGAACAGACCAAGUCUACGGGCGAUUCCGUAGCGGGAGUCCAAGGACCGAGAUCUGGAGAAUGCGGGCCACGGUUAAACGCUUCAAUUUCUCUUCUUCUGUCAGGUCAUGACAUAGUGCAUCCAUCUUUUUUUUGCCCAUAGACAUACUUUCGUUCGUUUGAGGUUUUGCGGUAGUAUUUGCGAUAUCAAACAUACGCACUAUCCACAAAAGUGGUUGCUUAUAACGUCAGAAUUAUUACGAGUAAUGAUUGUGUUGUGUGUAUGUUUAUACAGCCAGAAGUCAGUCAGCCCCAAUAGGUGUCUGGUGUCUCAGCUGUG
Messenger RNA from Ixodes scapularis (black-legged tick), 2122 nucleotides. Its product is annotated as protein ABHD18. The transcript has 12 exons. The coding region runs from base 199 to 1536 and encodes 445 amino acids. NCBI's taxonomy places the organism in Eukaryota, Metazoa, Arthropoda, Arachnida, Ixodida, Ixodidae. The record is from RefSeq and is a predicted model, not a curated record.